Prorocentrum cordatum is the source of this 279-nucleotide messenger RNA. NCBI's taxonomy places the organism in Eukaryota, Dinophyceae, Prorocentrales, Prorocentraceae. The record is from the annotation of a GenBank genome assembly.
AUGGCUCACGGUGGGCUCGGGCAGCGAGGACCAGGGCCGGUGCCCCCGCCUCCGCCGGUGCCGGCGGCAGCGACGCUGGGGGGCCAGCCGCUGCCGCCCCGCGGGGCGCCCCCGCGUUCCUCCGCGCCGGCCCGGGGGGGGCAGCUUUCGCCGCAGGCCUCGCUCGGGGCCGCGCUGCUGGCCGCGCCCACGGCGCUGAUCGCGGCGCACGUGCAGCUGCGGGACGCGAUGGUGGCCGCGAACGCGACGCUAGACCAGGUGCAGCGGCCCGCGAGCUAG